Molecule: messenger RNA, 593 nt
Organism: Paramecium tetraurelia
Lineage: Eukaryota; Ciliophora; Oligohymenophorea; Peniculida; Parameciidae
Exons: 2
Source: RefSeq, a predicted model, not a curated record
AUGUAUAAAUCCCUUCUUCUUUGUGCUUUACUUAUAGCAACUCAAGCUGGACAUGUCAGAAAGUCUCAUGGAUCAGUUCAUUAGAAGAGAGUCUUCAAUAGUGCCUUCAUGGAAUUCGUGAAUUUGGGAGAUUCUGAUUAUCACCUUAACCCUAAGGAAGCUCAACAUUGGGCAUAGAUAACCACAGAAGAGACCAAACAUGAUAAAUAAGCCAAGAAACAUGCCUCAUUAGUCCAAACCAAUGAACAAUACGUUCCUGGAGUUGUGGGCCAAGUCACUGAUUUAUCCAAUAAUGCUGGAGUGUGCUCAUACACUGUAACUGAUAUCAAUGGAAAUGUCCUUGAAUAGGAUUCAGGUGAUCAUUUACCAAAACAAUUCUACAAUGCUUAUUUGCAAAUGACCUAAGAAAUUGAAAAGGGUCCUGCCAUGAUCAAAUUAUAAACUGAUUUGGAUAACAUCAUUAGAGAAGACCAAUUAGAACAAGAGACAAAGGCAGAACAAUAAUCUUAGGCUCUUGAAGGUACUGCUCUUUCAGAAUAAGAACAAUGAUUAACAUAUCACACCAUAUUAUCUAAUAAUUAUAGAGGGUUGUC